Contarinia nasturtii (swede midge) is the source of this 891-nucleotide messenger RNA. RefSeq lists its product as uncharacterized. Lineage: Eukaryota; Metazoa; Arthropoda; Insecta; Diptera; Cecidomyiidae. Bases 187 to 642 code for a protein of 151 amino acids. The transcript is spliced from 3 exons. The record is from RefSeq and is a predicted model, not a curated record.
UGAUGAGGAAAUUCAGUGCGUUCAUCAAUACCUGAUCAUAUAUAUUUUUAAUAUUUAGAAUGAAAUUUUAUUGUGCUCAAUUUUUUUUAGAGAAGUUACCUUUGGCUAUCUAAUCAUUUUCAAAAAAAAAAAAUCAAAUUUACCCAAGCAAAGCAAGUAGUUAAGUGUUUUUUUUUGUUUUCGAACAUGAAAAAUUCAAUCGACUGCAGGGCUUGUCACUUAAAAAAAUUUCCCGUUCGUGCUGCUGCAAAGAGGGCUCUUGAAAAAUAUGAAGAGCAUUUAAAAAUAAAACGCCCAAAACCCCAAAUCAGUAAAAAGAAAAUUUCAUCAAGAAGAUUAAUUCGAAAUAGCAGUGAUUCAGAUGUGUCCAACGACAGUUAUGAUGAAAUCAAUCGUUUAAAAAUCGAAUCGACUCGUGAAACAUCCGAAUAUUAUGAGAAUGAAAUGGUAGGUUCCCCGCCACCAGUAUAUUUGAAUCCAUCUGAAUCAGCCGGGUUGGAAGCAGAAGAGCCACAAGAGCUAACCGAUCAUUCGCAAACGAUACCAGAUGUUCCAGCCAAGCAAAGUUGUAUAAUUGGAUGUGUACCAAAUGAACCACCUUCAGAUUUUGAGAAAAAAUACAGAGGCUGUGCAUUGAUGUAGACGAGAAAAAAGACGUACAUUUGUGCAAUUUGAUGAAUUUCUUUUACAAUGGAUACAAAUAUACAUUUUUGAAUUGGCGCGUUUCAUUCAUUCAUUGUCAAAUUGACAAAGUGUUGAUAAAAUUGAAUCAUUUAUUGUUAUUUUUCAUAGAUCCAGCUUAAAAUAUAGUUCUUAAAUAACUUACCGGAACUAAAUGGCAAUGCAUAUCUGAUGCGUGUUUAUUAAAUAGAUGCACAGCCGACCGAUGAG